Fusarium coffeatum is the source of this 4182-nucleotide messenger RNA. RefSeq lists its product as uncharacterized. Gene Ontology annotation, cellular component: nuclear RNA-directed RNA polymerase complex. Gene Ontology annotation, biological process: siRNA processing. Gene Ontology annotation, molecular function: RNA-directed RNA polymerase activity. The coding region runs from base 1 to 4182 and encodes 1393 amino acids. NCBI's taxonomy places the organism in Eukaryota, Fungi, Ascomycota, Sordariomycetes, Hypocreales, Nectriaceae. The record is from RefSeq and is a predicted model, not a curated record. The transcript is spliced from 2 exons.
AUGUCCGCCAUCAUCUCUUCAACUAAAAAACUACAAGCCAAAGAGGAACUCGACAGAGCAAUCCGCUCCAUCAGCUCAGACUUUCAACUCCAACUCCAAAUCCCUGAUCCGACGCUGUCGCCGAGUAAGCGCCAGCUUCAGCGACGGUCUGAGGACCAGGAAAGAUGCAAUGCGAUCUACUAUCGCGCGCAAUUCCUUAAGUUUAAAGAUCCAAAUCGACUCUCCAUAUGUUUCACUCGCUUUCGCGAACAAGCCGAUGAGCACCUCACCAAUUGGAUUCGAAAGCCCCGCGCUGACCUAGACACGACCCCGAUAAAGAGAUCGUAUGGCGACCCACAUCGCCAAAGUGCACGCUUGACCUCAGAAGAGCGGGGCCAGCUUCAGGAGUUGUUAUUGAGGCUGCUGAGGGACGACAACAUCGCCAGCCAACCGCGAUCAAAAGCGGCGAAGCGAAGGUCCGACGACGAGUUUCCAGAUCCCUUUUCGAAAAGGAGCCGCAACUCUUUCGACGGUUCCCCAGCAUGUGACAGCAUUGACGACAUCCCAGUCCGCUCUAGAGCCGUGGACUCUAGUGGUGUGCCUACGGGACGGCCCGCUCGUCGGUCAGGUACGGCGUCAUUCUCCAAUGGCGCUCCAAGUGCCGUCACAUCAUUUAGCAGCACACAACCUCAAUCUUUAUCUUUUGGCGCUGGAUCCUUGAAUUCCAGCAAAGUUUCUUUGGCACCAUCAAUUUUCUCUGCAACCACAAACCGUGCACCAAGUACUCAAACCACGGUCUUGUCGAAUUCUUCCUUUAAAGGUACCGGUCCAAGAACGUCUUUCCAGUCCAGUCAACCCAAUUACAGGACAUACCAAAAGUCUGCGAAAGACUUCAACGGCUCGUUCUCUCAGAGAAUACAAGAAUUUGAGUUCAAGCCCCAAAUCACGACUGAGCGCAAUAGUGUUGACCCAACGAAGUCAUCCUCAUUUAGACAACAUGAGUCUCGAAUGUCGCCCGAGCCCGAGCUUGAGCCUGAUAUGUCGAUCGAUGAGCCCAAGCUACCUCCUUUGGAAACGCCCCAGCCUAUGAGAAGUCAGCAAUUUGAUGUAAAGCGAAGAGAGACUAUCCGGUCUAGCAGCCCUGCGACAGCCUACUCUAGCCUUCCUGAGAUGAACGAACUGGAUUCGCUACUUCUUGAUGGCUCCAACUUUGAUACGACACCCUCAUGCGAACUGACAAAUCGUCUGCGAAAUAUUUGGCCGAGAUUUCCCAUCCCUGGAUUGAACCAGGCACCUUUGAUCAUUUUAUGGGAAUUGACUCGUGCUGCGCUUCACUGCCGUGUGGACUUGUCUGGAUGGGAUCUCGAAUAUAAACCCGAUCAAACUUGGCACGACCAGAACAAUUUCCGAAAUCUGAUCUUUCGACAUCGGCUCUUUAUCGGAGCUGGCCUACCUGCGCCUUGUGAUCGGGCUGUAUGGAGCGCAGCAUUUGGGUCAUUCACUUCAUACGACAAGACUGUUGUUCUUGCCGCCGAGUUUGUUGCCAAUCCCGAGGACUCUGGCCCCCUGUACAUGCUCAAGCUCCAGGCUCCUCGUCUCGAGCUUGGCCACCGACUUGCUCGCCGCUUUGGUGCGGACCGGUUCAUGGAAAUCAUUAUGCCAUCUCCCACUUCUAGAGAUGCUCCUGAGGCAAUUAAAAAGGAUGGGCAGGGUCCGGACAAGGUUAUCAGAUGGUUGAACGACAAUCCUCACUACUUUCUCGGUCGAUUUUGGGCACCAUUCUAUAACCGCCAGGCCAAAAAGUGUAUCAAAGAUCCCAAACCUCCCCAUAAACCGCUUACCAUCAUGCAGGAGCGGGUGUAUUUCUUCGCAACUGAUGGUAACAACUUCCGACUGCCCGAAAGCCAGUUUCCACCGUUGGAAGAAGCAGUAUCUUUGGCAUACCGUACGAAGAUGCGGCGUUCCGAUCUCCUGAAUUGGGCCGUCAAUAUUGAGGAAAACGCGGAACAGGCUGUACCAAAACUGUUCUCGCGACUUGCUCUCAGUCUCAGCAAAACAUGUCCCACCAUCGUCCUUGAACCUCACCAAUUCCGUCAUCGCGAUACAAAGCUAGGCUUCCACGAUCUCAUGAGCAUCAGUGAAAAGAAAGCGCAAGAGGAUAUGGGCGACGGUAUCGCCAGAAUGUCACGAGGUUUCGCACGCAAGGUCGCGACCCAUCUUGGUCUAUUGGAAACACCAUGCGCGUUCCAAGCUCGUAUUGGCAGUGCCAAGGGGAUGUGGAUAGUCGAUGUUGAAGAUGACGGCUCGGAUGACGGCGUUUGGAUUGAGACAUAUCCCUCCCAACGCAAGUGGAUUUGUGCGUUUGAGGACAUCCACCAUAGGACGUUCGAAGUUCGAGAAUGGUCCAGAGAGCUCAAGUCGGCCUCGCUCAACACGCAGUUCAUACCAGUCCUUGAAGCGCAGGCCCCAAAUCCUAGCGACAUGCGAAGCAUCAUCGCCAAUCAUCUGGCCAGUGGGCUUCAAGAGGAGAUCGGAGGUCAGCUUGCAGCCAUGACACACCCUACCAACCUCCGUGGUUGGUCGCAUCGUCGUUUUGAUCGAUCGACCCUGGGUCAGGUUCCAUUUCAGGGAGGGUUGCCACAACGUGACGAAGAUACAAUUUCGUACAUGCUUGAUGCCGGCUUUGAUGCUACCAAGUGUCGUUACCUGCGAGAUCUUAUAUGGAACAACCAGAGGAGACAGGCCGAACUGCUCAAAGCAAAGAUGAACAUCAAGAUCCCCCGAUCGACAUACGCUUUCAUGGUGGUGGACUUUACCGGCACAUUGGAGGAAGGUGAGGUGCAGCUAGCAUUCUCUUCCAAGUUCCAAGCCGACGGCGAGUCAGAUACUUUGUUGGAUGACAUUGACAUCCUGGUUGCCCGAGCCCCAGCCCAUUUUGUGAGCGAUGUACAAAAGGUCAGAGCUGUGUUUCGACCGAAUUUAAAGCGGCUCAAAGACGUCAUCGUGUUCUCUUCCAAGGGCAAAUCACCUCUCGCUGACAUGCUCUCUGGCGGUGACUACGAUGGUGAUCAGGCUUGGAUUUGUUGGGACCCUGAUGUCGUUCGCAACUUCAGCAACGCAGAGAAGCCCAUUGAACCAGACCUCGUCGGACAGGGGUAUCUUCGAAAGAGUAACCCAAGCUUUCAGUCACUUCUGGAAACUACACCUGAUCUGGAGAGUGCAUGCACAGACUUUUUACGCUCGGCGAUCUCGUUCAACAUGCAACAGACAUUUUUGGGCAUCGCGACCAAGUUCAAGGAAAAGCUCUGCUACUACGAAGGAGGAGUCAAUAGUGAGAAAGCUGUUGCUCUCAGCACGUUGGUCGCUCUACUUGUUGACCAAGCCAAGCAGGGCUUGCUAUUCAGCCGCGGAGACUACGAUCGAUUGAAGCGAGAUAUGCAGAUGCGCGGAAAGGAUCCAGAAUACGAGAACGAACGAAGCUCUGAGCGGAACUACAAGAGAAAGGAUGGGUCAAUUCACAUCCUCGACUUUCUAAAAUUUGUGGUUGCUGAAGAUACGAUAGGGAACGCUUUGAAGCAAUUCUAUGAUGCUCUUCAUGUUCCCAGUGUCCAGGCCUGGGAUACCGAUCUAGCCCGCCUCUUCAACGAAUACAAUGAUCAGAAGAAAACAUCUAAGACAAUCACAAGGCUUAUGCAGGACCUCGUCGCGCAGGUGGAAUCUAUCACCAAGGAAUGGAAAGUCUCAAUGGCAGGAGGCAAAAAUGACAGCACGAGCAACGAGGUUGCCGUCAAGAUCAAAGAGCUGCAUCAGAAAUGGUCUUCGUACAAGCCAUCCGCUGCCUUGAUGAGUAUGCGAGUCGUUGAACCGCUACUCGAUCACUGGAAUGGUGAUCCAGAUUUGAGCAAGUGGGAGCUACUCAAAGCUUCAACCAUGUUCAAGCUCAAGUAUAAUGACGCAUAUGUCAUGGUUUGGAAGCUCGCAGGAAAGCAGUUGGCGUGGAUGAAGGCGACGAUGUCGCGCGGAGUAUCUGACGCGAGCGCCAUUGCCGUGACGGCUGAGAUGUGGAGUAUACUCCGUCCUGACACUAAGCGCAUCGCUGCUCUUCAUGCUCAAAGACAAAUUGGACAUGACAACGAGAGUUUGUCAGCUUUGGAAGAGGUUACUGAAUACGAUGAGACGGGGACGCAAAUUGACGAUGCUUAG